GAAUUUCGCCGGGGAUAUUAGCAAAGUUUUUAAGAAAAUUCUACUCUGAGUAACGUCUCUUCGAUAUAGAAUACGUAUACGUACAUACACACACACACACACACAUACACACGCAUACAAUUCAUAAUUAUAUAUAAGAAAAGAAUGAGAAAGAAAAAAAAAGAAAAGAGAGAGAGAGAGAGAAAGUGAUAAAAAGAUAGAUAUACGUACAAGUAGUACAAGGACGUGCAACGACAGACAGAUGACAAGUAGAAACAGUCAGAUGACAACGGGUAAGCGCAGACAGGCUCCAAGUAGAAAGAGACGUACUAGAAAGACAGAUUGGUGGAAAUAGAAGAAAAAAAAAAAACAAAGAAACGGACGUACUGACAAAUAAGAUAGAAACAAAUAGUAGGUAGAAUAGAGUGAGAUAGAGAGACGGAUAAAGAGCAAGUGCAUCAUCUGUCUUUUUCAUCAAAGAGACUUGAACUUACCACCCCAUCUUCUAACUCGGUGCCUACUUUUCUUCCUCUCUCUCUCUCUUAUUCUUACCCAUUCUCUAUGUUUUUCUGACCGAACGCGAGUCGCGUGCCAUUCGCUCUUAAAGUCUCUCUCGUGCUUUCGAACGUCGCAUCGUUAAGCGACUAGUAGAAAUCCAAACGCUAUAUCUACAUCGUUCUUAUGCGAAGCAUUUGUGUAGAACAACAUCAAACGAUCUCUCUCUUUCUCUCUCUCUCUCUCUCUCUCUCUCUCUCUCUGUCUUUCUUACUUUCUCUUUCUUUCCUUACUCUCCCUAACCCCAGCCAUAGCUCUCCCCACCUCCCGUUUUCUUUUUAUCGCACACCCUGUUACCCCCUCGACCCCACCCCCCCACUCCUGCCCUCCGCUCUCCUUCUAAAUGAAAGAAGAGAGAAAUAGUGGUGGUCGAAGGAAUGGCAAAAACAUUUAUGUAGCGUAAAGCAUAAAUUCCCUAUCAAAUAUUCGUUCGUUUAAUAGGAAUUUGCAUUUGUUAAUCGGUCACGUCGCGAAGCUUAUCAUCGCGUUCUAUUGAAAGGAGAACAAAAAAAAAGGGAAAGAAAAAGCGGAAAAAGGAAAAAAGAAUAGAAAGAAAAAAGAAAAAUGAAAUCAAAAAAGAGGAGCAAUAAAAAAAAAACCUACUCGCGAUAUAUGUCCGGAAUAUUAAAAGUAAAUCGCCUGGCCGUAUGACUACCCUCGAUCGUAAGCCAUACUCGAAUACUUCUUUCAUUUUACUUCCUUACAAUUUUCUUCAUCGACGAUGGACUUUUAGAAAUCAACUUUGUUCUUAUCGGGAUACGAGCGAAAUGAAAUACUUUUUCCUUUUCUUUCCUUUCCUAUUUUCUUUCUUUCUUUCUUUUUUAAUACAAUGAAACAACCGUAAGAUAAAAGUCCGACGAUAAACAAUAAACCGUUCCCAUAAUCGUCUGUUUUUUUCUUUUUUUAAGAAAAGAAAAAAAAAGAAAAAAGUAAUAUAUAAAUCAGAUAAAAUAAUAUUUGUUGAUAAAGAACAACAAUGUUGAGGAUAUCGAAACGAACAUAUCUUUUCUUAUUUUACGAAAAGAAAUACGCUCUGUUCUAAAUAAAUUUAAUAAAGCAAACAGAAAAGUAACGUAGAAAAUGUUCUAUCCUAUGUUUUGCAUGAAACGAACUGUUCGUUCGUUGCCGAUCAAGACGACGAAACGAAAGAAAAACAAAAAUGACAAAAAAAAAAAAAAAGAAAAAAGGAAAAAAAAGAAACAAACAAAAACAAACAAAAAAUCAGGGGAAUAAAAGAACAUAUCGAUAAAUAUUCCAUCUCUUUAUGCAAAUGAAUUUAGUCGUCAUAGUCGUAGUCGUCGUCGUCGUCGUCGCCGUCGUCGUCGUCGUCGUCGUCAUAGUUUCAACGAAUCAACACGCGAGUCCAAGUAAAAGAGUCUUUGAUUCGUGUUUGCAUGGCCAUUAAAAAGAUUUCAAAAGUCCUCCCCUUUCCCCUCCUCGUCCCUCCCUAUCGCCCCUAAGGUAGAACGAGAUCGUUCAAGUGAAAGAGAUUUUCGGGCCGUGAUAUAUAAUAUUAUAGUUUCAUUGUCUAUAUCAGAAAGUUUAAUGGAAAAAUUACUGGACGAAUGACGAUAAAUGCAAAAGCAAAUUGAAACAUGAAUGAGAUAGCUGAAAGACGACUAAUAAGUAACAACGAUUGAAUAAUAAAGCCAACAACGGCGCUUUGCCGUCUACGGACCUUCGGGCGAUUUGCCACUUAUCUCGGAACUUAACGAAUGGCUAAAUGCAAUGUCGUCCCGCUGUUAUAAUUGUUGUUUACGUUCGCAAAUUCUAACAAAUGUAGAUUUCGAGUCUAUCCAAAGGGGAAAUACAAUCAACCAUGGCAUUCUCAUCGUGAAGUCCUCGUAAGCCUCGUGAACGAAAAACCAUUCUAUUCCUUUUUGCGCAAACGUAUGUCCAGACAAAUCACGCGAGAUUGUGAAACAUCGAUAACGUCCUGGGAAAAUUGCACUCUGGAAAUUGUUCAACAUGCAAUUACAUACAUGCGAAAUGAAUAAAUAAUGUUGAAUGAAUAUUUUUCAUCGUCAUUAUGAAUAUAUCGUUUCAAUGUUAAAUUAUCCGAUCUAUAUUUAGGAUCAUGCAAUCAAUCGUUAGGAAUGGAAUCUGGUGCUAUUCCAGAUUCCUCGAUCACAGCGUCAUCGUCGUACGUAACUAAUGUUGGUCCACGUAAUGGAAGACUGCGAAAGGAGACGGCGGGUGGCGCAUGGUGUCCAAGGAGUCAAAUAGAAAGAGGUAUUCGCGAAUGGUUACAAGUGGAUCUUCCUGGAGCUCAUGUUAUAACAGGAGUGCAAACCCAAGGUCGUUACGAUCAUGGCCGUGGCCAGGAAUACGUCGAGGAGUAUACUCUCGAGUAUCGACGACCAACAUUUUCCGAAUGGCGUCGUUAUAAACGUUCAAAUAACCAAGAGGUUUUCCCUGGCAAUAGUGAUACGUCUACGGUGGUCUCCCAUAAUCUUGUACCACCAAUAUUCGCCAAUCAAAUACGUAUCCUCCCACAUUCGGUCCACAGACGUACUGUUUGCCUUCGUAUCGAACUCAGAGGUUGUCAAGAUACCAAUGGCAUAGCGAGUUAUACUAUACCAGAAUCACCGAUGGUAGAAUUCAGUGACACUUCGUACGACGGUAAAAGGCAGUACAACUCGUUGACCGAUGGUUUGGGCCGACUGAUAGAUGGCGAGGUCGGCGCAGAUAAUUACAGGCUGGACAUGGGAGAUGGAAGAGGAACCGGUUGGAUCGCUUGGAUGCGCGAUACGUUCGCUACCGAUUUCGUAGAAAUUGUCUUAGAAUUUGAGAAUUAUUGGAUAUUCGAAACUGUUAACAUUUACACGAACAAUUAUUUUUCCCGUGACGUUCAGGUUUUUUCGAGGGCUAAUAUUUGGUUCAGUCAAGAUGGCGAAUAUUACGAGGACGAACCAAUCGCUUAUUCUUACAUACCAGAUAUCGUAUUGGAAAAUGCACGAAACGUUACCAUUGGACUUCGCGGCCGACAAGGAAAAUUUCUUAAAUUUCAUCUAUAUUUCGCAGCACGUUGGAUCAUGAUCGGCGAGAUUAUGUUCGACAAAUCCAAUCCAUACGAAAACGUAACGGAGGAGACAACUUUGAUGAUGGAAGAUGGCGAAACUCCGGUCAGUCCAAAUGCAGAUCUCAAUCUCAAUCUGCAAACAGUCACAGCACCGAGCGAGGGACAGGAAUAUUUGGAGGUAUUGAUAGGCGUCCUCACUGCUAUUAUACUUCUUCUACUCAUGGUCUUUGUUGUCAUUUUGCUAUUGAAUCGACGACAAAAACUUCAAAGUUCACCGACCGUACUUAAAAAUCCAUUUGGAUUCACGAUCAAUAUGAAGGGACUACUUCUAAAUUUAACGCCCGGUGGCAUGUUGAAUGACAGCGGUAAUCAUGCAUCGGUUGACGCGCCCGAAGACGUCAGCGUUCAUGAAUCAUUAACUAUGGAACAAUUUGAUUCUCCAUUGGUUAGUCCGCAAUGUAAAUCGACUUAUGCGAUCGUAGCCAAUUCCGAACCACCGAAAGAUUCAAAUGAUAAUUCAACGAUCUCCGAAGAAAACGUACGAUUGAACAGUCGAGCAGAUUCCAUAUUGGAACCACCAAGUUGUUCCUCAUCGCCAACCGAAUCAAUCUCUCGUCAUAUGCAUCAUUACAGAACAUUACAAAGUUACAGCAGUAACAGCAAUAAACUUAAUAUGACAACAACAACGACAACGACGACGAUGACAACGACGACGACGACAGGAACCAACGCCAUCAUUACUGCAACAACUACAACAACAACAACAACGACGACGACGACAACAACGACAGCAAGUUAUCGUCGAGAUAUGGAUCGUGGUCAUUCAAAACGCUGGCACACAGCACCAAAAGAAAAAUCUGUUGCAUUACAACAUAACAAUGUUCCGUCAAUUAACAAGAUACCAGCACCCGUCGUCACUUGGAACAUAGCUCCUAGCAUGAACAAGCCAUACAAAUGCAAAGAGAUCGAACCAACCGGUGUACCCCGGCUUUGCUUGAGAACCACGGAAAAACUUGGCUCGAGCACUAUCGGAGAAGCUAUCGUCUGUGAGACCGUAGACCUCGACGAUGUUAUACCAAGUGCUCCAAGAUUGGUCGUGGCCCGUGUACCAACUUGUAUCAACGACAUUCGAACUGGGCACAUAAGCAACAACGCUGGAGGGAUCGGCAUGCCCGGUACGAACGAUCAAAUGAGAGAAGUGAGGUUUCUAUCUGGAUUGUCCGAUCCGAAUGUGGCAAGGAUCUUGGGUGUCUGUGCAGCUGAGCCAGCUCCAUGGACAAUCAUCGAGUACACCGAACUCGGUGAUCUUGCCCAUUAUCUUCAGUAUAGCGUACCGCUUACAGGAACUUUAAGACCGACCUGCAAUCUAAAGACCCUGAGUCAAAACUGUCUCCUCUAUAUGGGUACGCAAAUAGCUUCGGGUAUGAGGUAUCUCGAAUCAAAGAAUCUGGUGCAUAAGGAUCUUGCUGCCAGAAAUUGCUUGGUUGGUCGAUCAUAUGCCGUGAAAGUUACGGAUAUCGCAAUGUGCAGCGAUCUUUAUAAGAAGGAUUACAGCGACAUUGGUGGUAGACCACCAGCACCGAUCAGAUGGUUACCAUGGGAAAGCAUUCUCUUGGAUAGGUAUACAUGUGCAAGUAGUACAUGGUCAUUCGCAGUAACACUUUGGGAAGUGAUGAGUUUAGCCAGAGAAAAACCAUUCCAACAUCUCACCAAUGAUCAAGUUAUUAGAAAUGCCGAACAUAUGUAUUACGGGGAGGAAUCACAAGUAUUCCUACCGAAGCCAACAAUGUGUCCAGAUGACGUUUACAAAAUGAUGUGUUCCUGUUGGAGAAGGGACGAAGAAGCAAGACCAUCUUUCAAAGACAUCUAUUCUUUCUUAAAGAACACGAUCGCGGAUUAUCGACCAGGCACAUAACAUCGAUAAACAUUGAACGAAUUUUUGUUUCACGUUUCGAAUAACAACGUUAUCGGAUGGGCUAUGAGUAAUCUGAAACGGUAUUCGCGUAUCAUUUGAGCUUCGGCAUUCUCCUAUUAAGUGAAAAUCUUUGAAAACUAAUACUAUCCCAAUACAGAAGACAAUUCCGUUUGAAUGUACGAAUCUGAACAACUCUCUAAGAUCGUUUAACGACGAGAGCCGAUAAACGGAAAGCUAUUUGCGUUAUAAGAUGUCCCUAUCUAAACGCAUUAUUAUAAUCUUUAGUACGUUCUAGAGAUCCGUAAACUUCCGUAAACGCUAAUUAAAGAUUUCUUUGCUCCUGCUGAUUGGAUUUGCGAACAAUUAGCUACACGUUUUGCGUGAACACGAUAACGUGUCAAAUAAGAGAGAGACUGCCAGAGUAUGCGUGCGUGACUGUAUGUGUCUGUCUGUCUGUCUGUGUGUGUGUGUGUGUGUGUGUGUGUACGUGUGUGCGCGCGUCUGUCUGUACAUCGGACGAAAAAAAAGAAAAAAAAAGAAAAAAAGAAAAAAAAGAAAAGCAUAUAUCGGACAAACUUACGUAUUUUUCCUACGAGGGACACAGAUUUUCUUCUUUUUCCUUUUCUUUUCUUUCUUUCUUUUUUUUUUUUUUCUCCUUGGAAAUAAUUCUUUUUUUUUUUUUUUCUUCGAAAAAUCUUGUUCGCAACCUGACGCAAUCCCCUGGCGGCAAACGAUUUCUCUUUUGAAACUCUAUCGAUUAAAGAAAAAAAAAAAAGAAAAAAAAAAAAAAAGGAAAAAAAAAGAAAGAAAGAAACAGAAAAAAAAAUAGGAAAAAAAGAACAAAAAGAAAAAAAAAAAAAAAAGGAAACACUUCCGUCGAAUCAUUUCCCUCGUCGUAAAGAUCGGUUGAUGUGUGACACAUUUAAGGGUAUACGUUUUAACGUGACAAAGAAAUCGAUCGUGUACUCCUUCACGGUCAUGACAUUCCAAAAUUUUAUGACCCUUUUGUCGUCGCGAAAACUUAGAUGUCACGUUACCGUGACAUUGAACUCGUUGUCACGCUACGUCAUUGUCACGAAAACAUACGGAGAUUUGAUUUUUAACUAAAAUGUCGUGCCGUUGAAUCGCGUGAAAAUAACAAGGGUUAGCGAAUAAGGGAUAGGGAUAGAAGGGGGAGGGAGGAUAGAGUUAGGGAUAGGGAUAAGGACAAAGAAAGAAAUGUCACUAUGUGUCGUACGAUGUCACGACAAACAAUAUCAAUGUACUACUUUUAUCGUCACGUAAAGACGUAUCCAUCUUGAAUCUGAAAUUUGUAGGAAAAGGAUAAUUAAUGGGAAAAAAUCGAAUGUUGCAUGUAAUUGAUUAUAACAAUUACAUUAAAUCGUUGAAUUUAUUUAUUACUUUAUACGAUUGAACGAUAAAUGUUAUUAAUUUUGUCCUAAUGACCGAUCACAAAUGCAAUCAAUCGAAGCGUCCCUAACGCGAAUUCAUAUAUUUUCCUUUCUACGAGUAAAAAUUCGUUGUGUACACUGUACAGUAUUGUGAAAACGAUAAUGUGUAAUAAUAUGCACGGCAUUACGAUACGAAUAAGUCUAUUCACUGUACAUACAACAAUAACAAUAACGAUAACGAUGAUAAUAAUAACAGCAACAACAAAAGCAAAAACAAAAACAAUAACAACAAACAUAAUACGAACGAAUAUCUAUUGAAAUCUGUGAAGGUUUUUAACGGUGCUCUUACGCUUGUUAGUCGAUGAUUGUUUCGGUUAAAUAAUAAUAAGCGAGGAAAGCGCGCCUGAGUGAUACGAAAUAAUCAUUAAUUUCAUCAUUUAUAAUCUAAUCAUCACCGAGUAUUACGAGCGUUUUUAACGAGAAAACAUUUUGCGCAAAAUAGAAAUUUUGUAAAUCGUCAAAAAUCUCGCGAUCGAUUAAUUAACAACGCAUCCAUCCUAUUUUCAAUCGAAGCAAAAAAAAAAAAAAAAAGAAAAUUAUGUCUCUCUCUCUCUCUCUCUCUCUUUCUCUCUCUCUCUCUCUCUCUCUCUCUCUCUCUCUCUCUCUCUCCGAUAAAGUUAUCGUUCGUAUUUGAUUGCUACAAUUAUUUCUUUCAACAAACAAAAUCCGAUGAUCGAUAAGACAAAGACGUCAAUAUGAAAUCUUAUUCUAUCUAACUGAAACAAUUUUUCCGACACUUUUUAGUAUCGUAAACAUGUUUUUCGACUUGGAAACGUAGCAACAAGUACUUAUUAUUAUUAUUAUUAUUAUUAUUAUUAUUAUUAUUAUUAUUAUUAUUAUAAUUAUUAUAAUUAUUAUUAUUAUUAUUAUUACUACUACUACUAUUAUUAUUAUUAUUAUUAUUAUAUCACAUGUAUUUAUCGAGGAAGAAAAUUUUACGAGCGUGUAAGUUGAAAAGUGAGGAGUAUGCUGAUAAGAAAAAAAAAAAAAAAAAGAAACGCUAUGCCUUUAUGUAAAUCCACUAUCCGAUCCUCUUUCUUCUUCUUCUUCUUCUUCUUCUUCUACAUCUUCUACAUCUCCGUCUUCUUCUUCUUCUUCUUCUUGUUGUUCUUCUUCUUGUUCUUGUUCUUCUUCUUCUUCUUCUUCUUCUUCUUCUACUGUAACGUUUUCUUCUAUCAUUUCAUUUACACUUGAAAACACACAGUGAAAGAAAGCAAUGACAAUUAUUAUACUUUAAGUGAUAUUAAUAAAAAAUGUAGAUUAAGCCACA
Molecule: messenger RNA, 8192 nt
Organism: Vespa velutina
Lineage: Eukaryota; Metazoa; Arthropoda; Insecta; Hymenoptera; Vespidae
Product: discoidin domain-containing receptor 2-like
Exons: 16
Coding region: 2631-5471 (946 amino acids)
Biological process (GO): protein phosphorylation; multicellular organism development; positive regulation of kinase activity
Cellular component (GO): signaling receptor complex
Molecular function (GO): protein tyrosine kinase collagen receptor activity; ATP binding; collagen binding
Source: RefSeq, a predicted model, not a curated record